Spea bombifrons (plains spadefoot toad) is the source of this 1695-nucleotide messenger RNA. Its product is annotated as nucleolar protein dao-5-like. Bases 83 to 1669 code for a protein of 528 amino acids. Gene Ontology annotation, molecular function: protein binding. The transcript has 12 exons. Lineage: Eukaryota; Metazoa; Chordata; Amphibia; Anura; Pelobatidae. The record is from RefSeq and is a predicted model, not a curated record.
AAUGUUGCCGGAAGCACGUGGGGUUUGCUGGAAUCCGAGAGCGUUCGACUGGAGGGGAAGAUCUUAACUUGCAUGCGUUAAGAUGAAAGCUGACGGCUCCCUCCUGGCGCUGAUUCACCAGCAUCUCGUGCAGGCUGGGUACAGCAAAGCAGCCAGGGAGCUGCAAGCACAGAGCGGGAAGAAAUUUUCUUCACCAACUGUCUCACUUGAGGAUAUCUUUACUGACUGGAGCAAUCUCCCAGAAAAUGCGAAGAAGAGAAAAGCAGUGUCAGAAAAUGACAGUCAGAGUAAGAAACCACGUGUGGCCGAUCCCAAGAGCAGUUCAGAGUCAUCAGAAGAAGAGGAUCAUCCAACUGGGAAUGCUGCGACUUCAAAUCUUGCCCGUGGACCUUCAGACAGCAGUGAAAGCUCCUCCGGUUCACAAUCUGAGAUGGAGACAAAUAAAAAGGUACGUGGAAAAAUGGCAUCCCAAACAACGAUCUCCAUGGGACCAACUCGAUCAGCUGUAAAGAAAAUGAUUCCGGAUAGCAAUUUUUCCUCACCAAAGAAGGAAGUGCCCGCUACGCAGCAGUUAAAAGCAAAGACCAUCUCCAAAGCUACCAAGCAGCCAGUGACGCAGAAUCCAGUGAAGGCCCUUGCACCUAUUCAUAAGCCUGCUGACGACAGCUCGGAGAACAGCGACUCGGACAGUGAGGAGGAGGCCAAGGGCAAGGUUGUGCCAGCUCCUCAAGCGACCCCAGCAAAGGCCAAGUCGUCUUCCAAAAGUACCAAACAACCAGUUACACCAAUUCCUGCGAAGACAGCUGUGCCCGUUCAGAAGCCUGCAGAUGACGCCUCCGAGAGCAGCGACUCAGACAGUGGCGAUGAGACAGAGGUUGUACCACCUCCUCAAGCGACCCCAGCAAAAGCAAAGGCAUCUUCCAAAACUACCAAACAGCCGGUUACACCAAUUCCUGUGAAGACAGCUGUACCCAUUCAAAAGCUUGCAGAUGACACCUCCGAGAGCAGUGACUCGGACAGUGCAGAUGAGAUGGAGCCAGUGGUACCAACUCCUGUGAAGGCUACUAAACCCAUUCAGAAGCCUGCAGAUGACAGCUCAGAGAGCAGCGACUCGGACAGCGAGAAGGAGACAGAGCCCAAGAAGGCUGUGCCACCUCAGUCGAGCCCAGCAAAAACCAUUGCAUCUUCCAAAGCUGCCAAGCAGCCAGUGGUACCAACUCCCGUGAAAGCUCCUGUACCCAUUCAGAAGCCUGCAGAUGACAGCUCGGAGAGCAGCGAUUCAGACAGCGAGGAGGAGACAGAGGCCAAGAAGGCUGUGCCACCUCAGCUGACCCCAGCAAAGACAAUAGCACCUUCUAAAGCUCUUCUCAAGCAGCCAGUGGUACCAACUCCUGUGAAGGCUACUAAACCCAUUCAGAAGCCUGCAGAUGACAGCUCAGAGAGCAGCGACUCAGACAGCGAGGAGACAGAGGCCAAGAAGGCUGUGCCACCUCAGCCAACCCCAGGAAAGACCAUUCCAUCUUCCAAAGCUGCCAAGCAGCCGCUGACACCAACUCCUGUGAAAGCUCCUGUACCCAUUCAGAAGCCUGAAGAUGACAGCUCAGAGAGCAGCAAUUCAGACAGCGAGGCGGAGACAGAGACCAAGGUAUUUGCUAGUGCGCAGGCAUGAAUAACUUGACGUCCUGGACCCUUAAU